Xyrauchen texanus (razorback sucker) is the source of this 2943-nucleotide messenger RNA. Its product is annotated as adenylosuccinate synthetase isozyme 2-like. The coding region runs from base 86 to 1498 and encodes 470 amino acids. NCBI's taxonomy places the organism in Eukaryota, Metazoa, Chordata, Actinopteri, Cypriniformes, Catostomidae. The transcript is spliced from 13 exons. Gene Ontology annotation, biological process: IMP metabolic process; 'de novo' AMP biosynthetic process. Gene Ontology annotation, cellular component: cytoplasm. The record is from RefSeq and is a predicted model, not a curated record. Gene Ontology annotation, molecular function: adenylosuccinate synthase activity; GTP binding.
GGACUUGUAUUUUGAAAAAUAAUACUAUUGGCCAGUAGUUGGAGUCCUGUAGCCGUUUUCACACUGCUUUUUAAACUCUUUCGGCAUGGCUGCGGACAGCACCAUGUCUAACGGUCAGGAAACGGCCUCCCUGAACGGCGAGCCCGCGCUCAAGAUUUCCCGGGAUAGCGGAGGGGUGGAAUCUCUGCGGAUUCCGCGGGAGCCACAGAAUAAAGUUACGGUAGUGCUGGGCGCUCAGUGGGGAGAUGAGGGGAAGGGGAAAGUGGUCGACAUCUUGGCGAUGGACGCCGACAUUGUUUGCCGAUGCCAGGGAGGAAAUAACGCGGGGCACACAGUGGUGGUCGACUUGGUGGAAUAUGAUUUUCACUUGCUGCCGAGUGGCGUUCUCAACAAAAAGGCCGUCUCUUUCAUUGGAAAUGGUGUUGUGAUACACCUGCCAGGGCUAUUUGAGGAGGCUGAGAAGAACUUGCAGAAAGGCAAUGGGCUUCAAGGAUGGGAAGAACGACUGAAGAUAUCUGACCGGGCACAUAUUGUUUUUAACUUCCAUCAGGCAGUUGAUGGGAUGCAGGAGCAGCUCCGACAGGAGCAGGCAGGGAAGAAUUUGGGCACCACUAAGAAGGGCAUUGGCCCUGCAUAUUCCUCCAAAGCUGCACGGAAUGGAUUGAGAGUGUGUGAUCUGGUCUCUGACUUCUCAAUCUUUGAGGAAAAGUUUCGGGUGCUGGCUGGUCAUUUUCAGACGACAUACCCCAAACUUAACAUCGAUGUUGAUGCUGAACUUGAGCAGCUGAAGGGUUAUGCUGAAAGGUUACGUCCGCUAGUAACUGAUGGAGUUUAUUUCAUGCACAAAGCCCUCACUGGGCCAAGCAAAAAGAUUCUGGUGGAAGGAGCCAAUGCUGCAUUACUGGAUAUUGAUUUUGGGACCUACCCCUUUGUGACUUCGUCAAAUUGCACCGCUGGAGGUGUGUGCACAGGCCUUGGUGUGCCCCCAUCUCAUGUUGGACGAGUGUAUGGAGUGGUGAAGGCCUACACCACCAGGGUCGGAGUGGGAGCAUUCCCCACUGAGCAAGAUAAUGAUGUCGGGAAUCUGCUGCAGAGCAGAGGGAGGGAAUUUGGUGUCACGACAGGCAGGCGUCGUCGCUGUGGAUGGCUGGACCUGGUUUUGGUUCGCUACGCCCACAUGGUUAAUGGGUUCACAGCCAUUGCUCUGACCAAAUUGGACAUUCUUGACACAUUGCCAGAAAUAAAGGUUGGCGUUGCCUACACUGUUGAUGGAAAGCCUCUUCCCAGUUUUCCUGCUAACAUGGAUGUGUUGACCAAGGUUCAAGUGACCUAUGAGACAUUACCUGGCUGGGGUUGUAGCACUGAGGGAGCGCGCAGUUUUGAUGACCUGCCGACUCAGGCACAGGCUUAUAUUUGCUUUAUUGAGAAUUUCCUACAGUUACCAGUGAAGUGGGUGGGAAUUGGCAAGUCAAGAGAAAGCAUGAUAAAGCUGUUCUGAUGAGAAGAAUGAGAACUUCAUUUGAUGGUCUCCCAGGAUAUAUGACAUCAUGACAAUUAGGGGACCAGAACUUUUUUUAUAUAUGCAUCAACGCUGAGUUUAAGACUGACCGUGGGUUUAGAAUCCACAAUGUCUCACUCAAAGUGAACACCAGCAAUGUGUCUAGAGGUCAGUUUUGGAUAAACCUGACCCUGCUUCCCUGCAAUCAUAAAUUCUGGACUCUUACAUGUUUUCAAAGCACUGCUCAGAACAUACCUAUUAAUCAGUAGUAGUAGGCUCAAGCAUUUGGCAAAAAUGUAAUGAAUAGUCAAGCUUCAGAGAGAAGGAUGUCAUGUUUUUAUAUUAGCUCUAAAAAUGAAAUUUUGCACCUUUUGCCUUCUAAACAAAAUAAUAGAUUCAUUGCAAUUAGGUGGUUGAAACCAAAGCGAUUUUUAAGGUGUUAUAUAGUGCAUUGUUAAUUUUUUACGUAACUAAGUGUUGACUGAGGAGUAAGCAAAGCUCUUGUUUUGUCUUUUUAAUUUGAUGUUUGAUUACUUUUGAGAAUGGUUUGACGUGGUUUAAACAACAAAAGGGAACUUCACACAAGACUGACAAUGAAAGGGGGAAAAAAAGCAUUGUUAACCUUCUGUCAGUGACUUAAAACAGUUCUUAAAACAAAAAAAAAAUAUUUAAGGACACCGAUAUAUUGACAAAUAUACAUUACAUUAAUUUUACCUAGUGUACAAAUUAAUUUCCUGCUGUUUUUUUUUUUAAAACAAUAUUCUUCAAAGCUUUGCUACUGAUUAUGGCUUUAAGUGAAUGGUGAAGUGUUUUCCUUAACAUGAAAAGUGAUACGAGAUGUAUACUGAAUCUGUAUAAAUCUGUAGCGCUUUACAGUAAUGUUCAAUUUGACAGCAUUUGUUAACAUGAACUUACAAUGAACAAUACUUUUGUAGAAUUUAUUAAUCCUGGUUUAAGUUAAUUUCAAUGUGAAUUUGAAUGCAUUUUUAAAAUCAAAAGUAGAUGUUAAUGUUAGUUCAAUCACUAUGAACUAUCAAUGAACGGAGUGGUGGUGUAGUGGUCUAAGCACAUAACUUGUAAUUUGAUAAUCAGAAGGACGCUGGUUCGAGCCCCACAGCCACCACCAUUGCGUCCUUGAGCAAGGCACUUAACUCCAGGUUGCUCCAGGGGGAUUGUCCCUGUAAUAAGUGCUCUGUAAGUCGCUUUGGAUAAAAGCGUCUGCCAAAUGCAUAAAUGUAAAAUGCAAUGAACAAUUUAAUUUUUAUGAACAUUGACAGAAGUUAAAUACUUUAAAAAAACAUUGUUCAUUGUUAGUUCAUGAUACCUAAUGGAUUAAUGUCAAUAUUGAACCUUGUAAAGUGAUACCAUAAAUGUAAAUGUUCACAGGGUUGCAAUUGUUUUUAAUUUCAAGUUUCAUGUAAUUCUUUUUAAAUACUUUGCUAUAA